Molecule: messenger RNA, 2605 nt
Organism: Durotheca rogersii
Lineage: Eukaryota; Fungi; Ascomycota; Sordariomycetes; Xylariales; Xylariaceae
Exons: 4
Coding region: 502-2364 (620 amino acids)
Biological process (GO): metal ion transport; transmembrane transport
Cellular component (GO): membrane
Molecular function (GO): cobalt ion binding; magnesium ion transmembrane transporter activity; cobalt ion transmembrane transporter activity
Source: RefSeq, a predicted model, not a curated record
GAGAACCCGCUGGGAAGAAUUCCGCACUAAAUCUCUCUCCACCGAGCCCAAUCUCUUCCAGGUUGCUCUCCGGGCAAUACUACGGUGUUGUCAGGACGCUUAUGAUGACUAUGAAGCUCUCGGCCUCCGCCGUUGAUGGUGUAGGCCCCUGCAGGUUUCAUCGUCCUUCAAACGCCAUCCCGGGAACCCCUUCCAGUGCUUAGCUCACCUAGAGUGCCGUAUCCUCCUCCUCGACUAACGACAACACGGCAACGUCCCCCGAGCUUUGAGGCUCAGUAUGAUAAUUGAGGCGCCGAUACGUGACGAUGCCGGCGCCGUCCCAUUUGUAGACUCCCUAGCCUAUAGCAACAAAAAGGCGUCCCGGUUUUGCCAUUGGGGGAAGACGCUAUCGGACGGAACACGGUCUUAAUUGGUGCUAUUGAAGGCGCUUCGGUCGAGCCCCCCGUCGAUCACAUCAUCCCAACUACACCAACCGAGAUCGCAGGGCUUGUUCUGCCCGCCAUGUCGCGAAAAUCUUCGGACAGCGCUACGACCGAGAAGUUCCCCGACGUGCCCGACAUUAACCUCACGACUCCGUCCGUCCCCGACCUCCCUACCACGGCCAGCGACUCUGCUCCCCGGCCUGCCGCCACGCCUCCACGCGACGGGACCCGAGUGCACUACGACGUGAAUGUCGACACUUCAAUUACCAGUCCUCAGUCCGCGUCUCGCUACUCGCCCUUGUCCCCAACCCCCGUCCUUCGGCGACGCACGACCCGAUCGAAUACGUUCAAGACGAUCGAAGAGUUCGAGGACUAUGAGAGCCACCCGGGAUGGCGGCCGGGGGCUGAACCGGGCAUCGACCCAUCGCAGCCAGAUGGCGGGCAGGAUACGAUGCCCAGUCUCCAUACCGAGUGCCAGAUCACCGUCGUCGACUUCUCCCAAGAAGAUCUGCAGGUUUUGGACCUGACCAACGCCGAGCUCAUUGACUUUAUUAAAAGGCCGCAGCCUAGUUGGGUGAAGUGCCGCUGGAUUAACGUAAACGGCCUCUCGUGGGACGUUAUCCAAGCGUUGGGCCAGUAUAAGGACCUACACAGGCUGGCAAUUGAGGAUAUCAUGAACACACGGAACCGUACAAAAGCGGAUUGGUAUGCGAACCACACAUUUAUCAUCCUUACCUGCCAGAAGCUGGUCCGGUUAAUAGAGGACGACAGCAGCGAUGAUGAGAGCAGCAACGCGGGGAGCGUAAGAAGCCGUCAGAGCCACCGGCUUAGCAUGGCCAAGAAAUUGGGGAAGUGGUUGUCGCGGAAGAAGGUUGAACAUCCUACGGCUGCCUCUAUACUUGAGAGUGGCAGCAAACCACCGUUGACAUCCGGUCAUAGCUUCUCUCACGAGCCUACGAGCUAUUCCGAUGUAUUCAAUCCUAAUACCCUCUGCACGUUGCAGCGGUUUCAUGCCUCGCCCAACGCCACCCGCACCGAGUACAUGGAAAAACACUCGGCUCUGGCUCCCAGAGGCGUGGCAGUGAUGGCAGAACAGGUCGCCAUGUUCAUUACUUCGGAUAACACCGUCAUAGCAUUCUUCGAGCAGUCCGCCGAUGAUGUGGAGAAGCCCAUCCUCGCCCGCCUCGCGAGCCCAACCACCAUCCUAAGACAGUCCUGUGAUGCCUCGAUGGUUGCGCAGGCCAUCAUCGACGCCAUCAUCGACAUGGCCAUCCCCGUCACCGCGUGUUAUGCCGACGUAGUAGGCGACCUGGAGCUCGACGUCCUUACGCGCCCCAGCAUCAAACACACCAAAAACUUGUAUAUCAUCAUCUCGGAAAUCAACAAGUUGUUUAGUUUUGUCAAUCCGAUCCAGACGCUCAUCAGCUCCUUGCGGGACCACAAGACGACACUAGCACAAGAAGACUUGAGCAAGGAAUUGCAGAACCCCCUUGGGGGGGUCAUCAUCACGCCAAUGACAUACACAUACCUAGGCGACGUGUACGACCACUGUGUGCUCAUCAUAGAAAACCUAAACCAGAGCAAGGAAUCGGCAAAUCACAUGAUCGACCUUAUCUUCAAUAUAAUCGCGACAUACCAAAACGAGAGCAUGAAGCAGCUGACGGCCGUGACCAUUCUCUUCUUACCGCUGACUUUCUUGACCGGUUACUUUGGUCAGAAUUUUGAAGAUUUCCCGCCGUUAAAGGAGAACGUAUCAUAUUUCUGGUACCUCGCAGCUCCGGUCGCGGCAGCGACAUUCCUAAUUGUAAUGCGCGACAUGAUUUUCGAAUGGGUGGCGCGAUUCGUGCAGCGUAGGCAUAUCCUCGGCAUCAGAAAGAGGCGGAAGGAUAAGAUCGCGCGUUCGAAGGGGGACAAGAGGUUUCAGCAGCUGAGGUCCUCGUAGGAGCGGACGGCAUCGACCUGCGACCUGAUAGAAUGGGCGACUGCCUCAGUCGUCGCCCAUACUGCCCUACUCUUUGGAAUAGUUGGGGUGCCGCUGCAUUGUUCCUUAUUCUCACUUGGCUGUAUAUAUAGAGGCGGCGCCGUCCACAACUGCGCUGCGCAUGUGUACGAUGGAAAAUAGAGUCUCACAUAAUAGAAGCAACCACAACACAAUAUUAUGAGCACGGGCAUGAGGGCAUAAG